Ipomoea triloba (trilobed morning glory) is the source of this 1098-nucleotide messenger RNA. Its product is annotated as ethylene-responsive transcription factor 1-like. The record is from RefSeq and is a predicted model, not a curated record. The coding region runs from base 39 to 923 and encodes 294 amino acids. Gene Ontology annotation, biological process: ethylene-activated signaling pathway; regulation of DNA-templated transcription. The transcript has a single exon. Lineage: Eukaryota; Viridiplantae; Streptophyta; Magnoliopsida; Solanales; Convolvulaceae. Gene Ontology annotation, molecular function: DNA binding; DNA-binding transcription factor activity.
GGGAUUUCAACUUUCAAACCUUAAAAGAUCAAAUAAGAAUGUAUCAAGAAAAUCUCUCAAACUCCGAUCUUUCCCUUCUUGAAUCCAUAAGCCAAAAUCUUCUCAACGAUUCUGAUUUAUCAGAUAUACUUUUGAGUGUGUCUCGGUCUCAUGAAUUCGCUGACCCCACCUCAUCUGGUAAAUUCGUUAAUUCUACCUUAUAUGGUGAAUGUGUUGAUUCUAGCUUUGAAUGUGUUGAUUCUAGCUUGUCAGAUGAAUUAACUGAUUCUACUCUAUCUAGUAAAUUCACCAAUUCCACCUUAUAUGAUGAAUUUGUUGACCCUAAUUCGUCUUGUGAAUUCAAUGAUUCCACCCUAUCAGGUGAAUUCGUUGAUCCCACCACUGAUCCCACCCUGUCUGGUGAAUUAGCUGACCCCACCAGUAGAUUUCACUCAAGCUGGGGAGAAAGUUGUGGGGAAACAAUUGAGGGAAAUUCACAAUCGGUGGCGGAGGUCUCCGGGCAGGCGGCGGCGGACGACUGGAGGAGGUACCGAGGGGUGCGGCGGCGGCCGUGGGGGAAGUUUGCGGCGGAGAUAAGGGACCCGAAGCGGCGGGGAUUCAGGAUAUGGCUCGGCACGUACGAGAAGCCGGAGGAUGCGGCGUUGGCUUACGACCGAGCCGCGUAUAAGAUGCGCGGCUCACGGGCGGUCCUAAAUUUCCCGCACCUUAUCGGCAGCUCCGACGCGCCGGAGCCGGUCAGAGUGAAGCCUAGGAAACGCCUCCAAACAUCGCCGCCGGCGGAGCCUCUCCCCAGUUCUCUCGUCGACGGCGAGUCUCCGAAAAGGAGAAAGAUUGAGUUAAUAAAUGCCGUAGCCAAAACCAAUCUCAUCAACGCAAUCUCUGGAAUCCAAUUUCGACCCACAGCUCAAUUGGUACUCAGAUAAUUAACAAAAUUCAAGAAAAGCUCAGGGAUUUUGCCCAGAAAUGGGAACAUGGAAUCCACUUAUAACUUCAAAUAAAUUAAAUUUUAAUUAGUGUCAUUAAGAUCACUUGAAAUUGGUACUCAGAUAUUUCUCCAGCAAAAGCUGUGAUGGCUUUAAGUCGAUCCAUCUUGUUGGU